ACCCAUUUUCGCACACUUGCACGUAAGCUACAAAAGAUUCGGUUGCCAUUGUCCUCAUGCUCGGUGUGUCUGUCCACUAAUGUGGAAUAUUAUGGAAACCGCCCCAUGCCCCCCCAAACGCCGCAUGUACUUUACCUCCAGGGAGGAUGUCGUUGCGUUUGUCAAAGAACGCUACAAUGAGGCAUACGUGAAGGAGUGUCACCGGACACGUUUUCGCAAGAUAUCGGCCUUUCAUGAGCGGUGCCCAAAUGCGAGCGGGUGUCCACCAUAUCAUCCAUAAUUUGCUACGGCAAAAGCAAAAAUGGAUGAAGGUCAGCGAGACAUGUGGGGAAUGUACGCCCCUUACCUGGAAUUCAAGUGGCGUAAAAAGGGGCAGAAGCUGUCUCUAGAUGACAUUUUUGCUCCGGUUCUCCCAAAUGACCCUCUCGCUAUGCGGUCCUGGGCGCGGAUCCCCCAGUUUGUUGACAAGGCUGCAUGGGCACAGAACCGGGAAGGAGAUCACCAGCGCACAACACCCGGCCCAACCCGCACUACCACACCCAGCGCCGUCUCAACCCCCAACAUUGGUUUUGCUUUCGGCGAAGUUGAGGUCGUGGCAGACAGCGGCGGGGGAGUUGAGGGAGUUGACGAGGACCCGGAGCGACAGAUGGACGGCGCGAACAUGAGGAUGUGGGAUGAUCUCAUUUUCCCAUGUGUCAUAUCUUGGGCUGGAUCCUAUUUCGGAAAGUCGAUGAACAACCAUAUAGGCAUAAACAUAGUCAUAGACGUAGUUGAAUCGCUAGAAAUGGAUUGGGCUUGGACCCUAGGUUGGAGAAACAGAUUCAGCAUGCCCUCAACUCUGUAGGUUGCGACGGUCGAUGUUCAACGCGAAAUGAAUACUAUCAAAGAGGUCGGAGGAUCCCUUGUGCUGGCUGUGCGGCGAGCUCUUCCUUCUCGCUAUGGCUCAAGCCAGUCUGUCGUCCUCAGCGGAUAUGAUUCAGGCGAG
Molecule: messenger RNA, 985 nt
Organism: Fimicolochytrium jonesii
Lineage: Eukaryota; Fungi; Chytridiomycota; Chytridiomycetes; Spizellomycetales; Powellomycetaceae
Exons: 3
Coding region: 302-844 (180 amino acids)
Source: RefSeq, a predicted model, not a curated record